This is a messenger RNA of Teleopsis dalmanni, 2724 nucleotides long. RefSeq lists its product as uncharacterized. Gene Ontology annotation, cellular component: cytoplasmic vesicle membrane. The record is from RefSeq and is a predicted model, not a curated record. NCBI's taxonomy places the organism in Eukaryota, Metazoa, Arthropoda, Insecta, Diptera, Diopsidae.
GUAACAGCACGUUUUUGUGAAGGUGGACAUAUAUGUUCAUUGCCAAGAGAAUGUUGCACACAAGGUUGCUGCCCACCUUAUCAGAGUGGGCCACGCCAAUUGCCACCACCGUCAGAGCAUGUACUUAAUUUGUUUUUCAUAAGUCAUUGGUUUUUCUGGUGCUUAGUAGUUGCUAUUAUAUUGGCUGUACUUUGUGCGUAUUCAUUGUGGAAAAAACGCCGUACAUUAUGUGGCUGGGGUUUUCCAGAACAUCAUGCACAAUCGGAGGGUGAUUCAGCCGGUUCUUGCUAUGCCCCUCCACAAUAUAGCCGCUGUAGCUCUUUUCAUCAUCCUCCACCACCUUAUACUGAGGUUACAUCGAAACCAGACUUAUAUCCGCUAGUCUUCACAUGUAACAGUGAUAAUGGCAAAAACGGUUCCAGUUAUCUAAUGGUGCAAUAUUUUCGUAAUUAUAUAGUACGACCAGCGGGCUCAGGGUUGUCGGCUGCGAGUACGGUAGAUUCACUUAGUUCUAGUUUUAUAUGCAAUGCCAAUGAAGCCAACACCCUAGUGCCUCCGCCUUAUUCGCGUGCUGCUAGUCCGGAUUUAGGUUUUAGUUCGCAUUUUCAGUUCGCGCUACCACGUUCUGCUUCACAACUGGUUUGUCCGAAUGGUAAUGGCCAACAAGACUUAAGUGGUAACAAUAUGGUUGCACAACAGGCCUACCAUUACCAGCAUCGGAAUUUAGGCCAUAAUAUUGCAAUUAAUAAUUCGUUAAUGGGUUCAUCAACUUAUACUACACAUAUGCGUAAUUCGAAUAGCGAUCAUUUUCACAAUGAAGACUCAGCGGGUAGCAGUCGUAGCGGCAGCGCUGACGGCAGUAAUAAUGAUGGAGUUGUUGGUGAAUCUGAGCAUCGUACUACAGGCUUCAUGCAAUCACAAAGUGAUCAACAUUUUAGAUAUAUUGCAAAUAGCAAUAGUGUUAGUGAUAUUUUUGUUAAUAAUACUUCCGUAACAACCGCAGGUAUAAUGGAAGAUGAUCGUUUAAGUAAUGGUUCUGCAGCAACCGAAAUUUCAACGACACAUCCACAAGCUGGUGGCACGCCAGUUAUAUAUAGUAAUGGUUGUAUUAAACCAAAGCCAUUACAUCGUGUAAGCACAAAUCCAACACAAUUUAAUGAGGCCAAAAGAGAGCCACUCUAUAAUUCCUGUAAUUCUAUUGAAGGAAUUGCAAUUACAGUUCCUGUUGCAGCUAACAGCACCAAUACUGAAUUUAGGGAUCUGCAUUUGUUGCGUCGUAGUCUGGAGACAUGCUGUCAACUACUACAGCAACAGCAACAAAAUCAGCAAUCACAGAAUAAUUUCACUAUAAGCGGUUCACCAAUACGCAUCAAUGAAUUAACGAAAAAAUUUACAGAUGAGGGUCUACGUAGCUAUGUGACCUCAGGUACUUGUUCUGGCGUUAGUAGUUUAGCAAAUAUUGGUACGCCUAGUUCACCGCCUCAAGCUACGAGCCCAACAGGUGAAGUCAAAGAAAUACUAGAUCAAAUACGUCAAUUACACGAAGGUGUUAGCUAUGAGGAUAUACUAUUGUUUAACUCAAGACCAGCUCUACAACAUACAAUGUCUUCACCAUCACCCAAUCAUACGAACACGAAUUCCAUAGAAUCCAAUAUUAAAUUACAACGUUGCGCCACAAUGAUCGAACAGCAAAAUGUCUGCACUUCUUCAUCAAAUGCAAUAUUUGCAGCUGAGGGUCCAAAUCACACAACGAUACCAAAUACUAAUAUUAAGAGCCAACAGAAUCCACAACAUAAUAGUAGCAACAGCAUUAAAUCAAUAAACAGUAUUGUUAGUAUGCGUCCAUCCACGUUGCAACAGAGUAAGAAGAAAUUUUAUACAUCUAAACCAAAUAAGGCUAUGUAUAUACCAAUGAUGUCGAAUCCCUCGCCUCCUGGUCGUUAUAUGCUUAAAAGUCCUGUCGGUAGUGUUGGUGUUAAUUUUUUCACAAAUCGCGGUCGUGUGCGAAGAGGUUGGAUUUCACGCUCUGCACCAACCACGCCAGGUACUUCUCUACCACCAAAUCGUUUAGGUGACGAUAGUCCGCUAUUGAAUGAACAUGAUGAAGAUCAGGAAGGUGAACAAAAUGCCGAGCUUGAAUAAUUUCAUCUUUAGCAAUAUACUUGUAUAUUUUUCGGAAUUGAUCUUAAUGGACUUUUAGCGAUUAUUAAAUGUACUUUUAAUGUAAGUUGUUCAAUCAUUUAUUGUAAUUAAACCUAAUUUAAAACGCUUUAUAUGUGUAACGCUAUGCUGUUACAUUAUUACAUAGUAGCAUUGCAUCGAAGAGCAAUAAUUUAAAUUUAUACUUCUAAUAUGUCUUCUAUUAUGUGUAAUUAAAUUUGUUUUAUAAUAUAGAGAACAAUAUCUAACAGAUAGCAUAAUUCUAUGGCCAGCUGAGUGUAGGUGUUUGUGAGACCGUGUCUUCCGGAGUACGGAAGUGAUUUGUUUUUUAGAAACAUGUAGAUGUUAUAUGCGAAAAUUGUAGCAGCUGGAAGGUUUUCAAGAUACAGCUGAGAGUAGGUGUUUGUGGGAGACGAAAGUGUGUCCGAUUCUUAGACGUGAAAGCUCAUUGAUAUGAGGAAAAUAUGGUUUUGUGCCAAUCAGAUUAAAGGAUCGAUAUUAAAGUUAACUCUUGUUUGCAUUCCGAAUCAGAAAAUAGAUAAAUGAUUUCAAUAGAGACUUUGA